AUGCGCUUCCUCACUGCUGUCACCAGCUUCCUAUCCGUAGCUGCGGCUGCAACCACUGACAUCGCCAAGCGUGCCGUGACACCUGGCGCUCUCUCCCAGGUCACCUCCUUUGGUGCUGCGCCCACCAAGGCUGGCUUCUACAUCUACGUGCCUAAGAAGCUUGCGGCGUCGCCAGGAGUUAUUGUCGCUAUCCACUACUGCACUGGUACCGCACAGGCAUACUACACCGGUAGCCCUUACGCCAAGUUGUCUGAGCAGUAUGGCUUCAUUGUCAUCUACCCAGAGUCCCCUCACGAGGGCAAGUGCUGGGAUGUCAGCAGCAAGGCCACUCUGAGCCACGAGGGAGGAGGAGACAGCAACACCAUUGCCAACAUGGUCAAGUGGACAGUCAAGCAGUACAAGGCCGACUCGUCCAAGGUCUUCGUUACCGGUUCCAGCAGUGGCGCCAUGAUGACCAACGUCAUGGCCGCUACCUACCCUGACAUCUUCAAGGCCGCCAUCCCCUACUCCGGUGUCGCUGCCGGUUGCUUCGCCUCCGCCGCCAACGGAGUCGACGCCUGGAACAGCACCUGCGCCCAGGGUAACUCCAUCGCCACUCCCCAAGCCUGGGCCACCGUGGUCAAGAACAUGUACCCCAGCUACACUGGUGCCCGCCCCAAGAUGCAGGUCUACCACGGCAGCGCCGACACCACUCUGCGCCCCCAGAACUACCAGGAGACCAUGAAGGAAUGGGCUGGCGUUUUCGGCUACAACUACGACAAGCCCCAGAGCACCAAGGCCAACGACCCCCAGAGCGGAUACACCAGGACCGUCUACGGUCCCAACGUCGAGGGUAUCUACGCUGCUGGUGUCGGCCACACCGUUCCCAUUCGGGGUGCCGACGACAUGAAGUUCUUCGGCUUUGCUUAG
Molecule: messenger RNA, 909 nt
Organism: Alternaria incomplexa
Lineage: Eukaryota; Fungi; Ascomycota; Dothideomycetes; Pleosporales; Pleosporaceae
Exons: 3
Coding region: 1-909 (302 amino acids)
Cellular component (GO): extracellular region
Molecular function (GO): hydrolase activity
Source: RefSeq, a predicted model, not a curated record